AUGUGGAAAGAUCACGGACGGAUGAGCCGCCAGAUCUUUCCAGGUUCGUGUGGGUACUCUUCCGAGGCAAGGGAACCUCUGCCGCAGAACCGAAGGUGUAGUCAAGCGCAUUCUCGCACGUCAGAGCCCAACCGGAUUGGCAGCGUGGAGGCUGUGCAUGAAGGGAGGAAGACUCGGAGGAUAACCUGGUCAGCUGCCUUGGCCGAGCGUUCAUCUAGUUUCUGUGUGAUUCCGGAUGAGCGUGAACCUUCACAGGCGUGGGCUGAGAAUGUGGCUGAUGUGCGGGAUCAGGUCUUCCCCUUUCCUAUCCCUGAUUCUGCAAGUGCACAGGUCAGAAGUAGUAAACGGGUAUCGAACACAAGGACCAGAUUGCACACUACAAGUUAUGAAGUUCAGAACAAGCUAGGGCAAAAGUAUAAGUUGGUUGAGUGCAGAGAAAGUAAAGCAUGCAAGUAA
This is a messenger RNA of Microthlaspi erraticum, 456 nucleotides long. NCBI's taxonomy places the organism in Eukaryota, Viridiplantae, Streptophyta, Magnoliopsida, Brassicales, Brassicaceae. The record is from the annotation of a GenBank genome assembly.